AUGUUAAAAAUUUUAAUAGUUAUUUUAGUGAUGAUCCCAUUACUUUCAAUUUUAAAUGCUGUAAAUGGACAAAGUUAUCAAUGUUUGCUUGAUUGCUAUAAAAAUCAAAAAGAUUUUUCAUUUAUUUGUCCAUUGGGAUUACCAGUAAUUCCACAAUGUAGAGUACUUUAA
Molecule: messenger RNA, 171 nt
Organism: Dictyostelium discoideum AX4
Lineage: Eukaryota; Evosea; Eumycetozoa; Dictyosteliales; Dictyosteliaceae
Exons: 1
Coding region: 1-171 (56 amino acids)
Source: RefSeq, a predicted model, not a curated record